Molecule: messenger RNA, 2217 nt
Organism: Jaminaea rosea
Lineage: Eukaryota; Fungi; Basidiomycota; Exobasidiomycetes; Microstromatales
Exons: 1
Coding region: 108-1868 (586 amino acids)
Source: RefSeq, a predicted model, not a curated record
UCGCCCUUCUCGACAUCACAGCCCCUUUCUCUCAAGGCGGCACAGCAUUAGUCCGCAGCAAGCUCGAGCUGCAGAAUAGCUGACUGACAUUGAGUGCACCCGCAGCAAUGCCCGUGCACCUCCUCCCUUACCUCGUCUCCUCGGGGUCCUCCAUCUCCCUCAUCCACCCAAAUGCCGUCCUCCUCGUCUCAUCCAUCCUCGUCCUCAUCAUCCUCCGACGAUGGAGCAACGGGGUAGACCUACUCGCUCGCCUGCACAUACGACAACAAGAACUCGACGAGAGGGCUAAAAAGGCCGAAAAGCUGGCGAGGGGGAAGAAGGGGAAAGGUGGACAAGACGAGGUGGGGAUCCCGAGCAAGGGCGGAGCGGCAGAACGCGAUCUCCACGGGACUACCUGGCUCGUCAGUGCUAGUCUAAUGGGCUCACCAGCCAGCCCUUCAUCUCUACUCGUCUUAGCUGGACUGGCAAGUCGAGGCGCCCAAUUGGUCGUCCUGCUCCCCUCGACGCACUUUGAGACCCUCGUCGAUGAAGACGAAAAGGAAGUGCGCCUGCCACGUCCUGCCGCUCUUCAGCUCUUGCAGCUCCUGAGAGACGGGGCGAACAAUGAGCUGAUAUUUGCAGAAGAAUGCGAUCUGCGCGACGUAGGCUGUGUGGAUCGCUUUGUGACCAAAUGGGCAGAAGGGGAGGGUGGCAGCAGUGAUGUCGGUGGUCUCGGAGCUGGGCCUGCUGGUGGGCGAGCAGCGAGCGGUCUGCUCAACCCUGGCGCGGCGGGCGGUGGGGCUCUCGGAGGUGGCGAUGGUCAGGACGUACCUGCUCCAGGUGGCAAGACGGCGAGGAGAUGUGACGGGCUGGUGCUGCUGCCUUACAGUCUCCAGGGGGAGCACGGUGGGAGCUACGAGUCACUGAAACGCGAGCACGCCGGACGCUUCCACCUCGUCAACUCCCUCCUGGCGUCACUACUCGUGCUUCCACCGCAGAGGGAUAUCAGGAUCGUGAUGUGGGUCAGCCCAUGGUAUGCUGCCGGUGUGAGGAGGUUUGAAGAGGAGGAGAGGAGGCGAGAGACGAGCACGGCUGGAGAUUCAAGUGCAGACGGGAUCUCAACAUCGGUCAAUGGGUCCAAGGCGCAAGCCAAAAAGCGCAAGAGCAAGGCUACGCCCGUUGACCCCGCUCCAGUUGCAACAGCGUCCAGCAAUUCAUCGCACCCGCUCAGCGUAACGACCUCCGGCUCCCUCACCCUUUCCUCCCUCCUCACCUACCUAGAGCUACAACGCCGUCUCAUCCUCCUGGCCGAAGCCGACCCGCGACCCCGCAACCCUCUGCCAGGCAUUCUCGACGACAAGGAUCACAAACGUUCGCAAUCACGACAUUGGCCCAACGUGAGCCUCAUCCCGAUCUGCCCAGGCUUCGAGCGCGUAGGAGAAGUGUGGAGUUGGGCUUGGCUAGGUUCCUCCUCUUCAUCGACGGCAUUGCCACUCAAGCUGGCCUCAGCAGUCAGAAAAGCAGCCGUCCUGCUCUGUUGGCCGCUCGCCCUCGUCUUUGCGAAAAGCCCCAAAGCCGCUGCAGACGAGAUCCUCUGGGGAUGUGUGGCUCCGCUGGAUGCGGAGGGUGGGGGAAGGAGCAUAUUGGCGCUCACUGGCGUGGAACAGGGAGUGGCUGGGUUGGAGGUCUUGCCCGAGGAAGGGGAUGCAGAGGGGAGCUGGAGAGGUAUUCAACCGGGCAGGCUCUACAGGCAGGGCAAGAUUGUCAGGCUGCCGGACGCUGCGCUGGCCGAUGGAAAGGUGGGGAGCAGAUUGAGUGCUGAAGCCCUUGCGAAGCGGUGGGAAAGGUGGGAGGGAGAGGUGAAGGAGAUGCAAGCGGGGGAGGCGUAGAAGGUGGUGCAUCUCAUGGAGGUACACAACAGCAUAGAGACAAUUAUCGCAUUUGACAACGAGGCCGAGAGCACGGUAGCAGAAGAGUCCGUCUGGCCGAGCAAGGAUAGUACAACGCAGAACGAAGAGAAGGGAGUCGAGAAUCGAAGACGAAGAACGGGCGAGAGUGGAAAGACGGUGUAAGCUUCGUGUGCCGUAAGAUUGGCAGCCAGGCGUCUCCUUUCAUGCCUUGCUGAAGGUCGGGGGGCAAUGACCAUCCGCCGAAUCUGGUAUAAGGCCUUUCUCCCCGCCUCUUACGCCAGGACCAACACAACCGCAGCCAUGAUCGCAACAGCGGCAGUGACCCCCU